This is a messenger RNA of Oncorhynchus nerka (sockeye salmon), 2222 nucleotides long. RefSeq names its product carbonic anhydrase-related protein 10-like. The coding region runs from base 357 to 1343 and encodes 328 amino acids. NCBI's taxonomy places the organism in Eukaryota, Metazoa, Chordata, Actinopteri, Salmoniformes, Salmonidae. The transcript is spliced from 9 exons. Gene Ontology annotation, molecular function: zinc ion binding; carbonate dehydratase activity. The record is from RefSeq and is a predicted model, not a curated record.
UGGUCUGCCGCACGCAGUGACAAGUUGAGUCCACUCAAAGAUAGCCAGUCAUGUAGCUUUAGUUUGUACUCGGUCUUCAAACACUUUCAGUGGCGAAGCGAACUACAGCAUCGUGUCGUAAUGAUAGAAUUUUUUUUUUUUUAUGGAUCACAUUACGUGUUUUGAGCGGUCGUCGUUUUUGGCGCGCGUUCUUUUGACCUACCAUUUUGGCAGAGCGCGCAACACUCUGAAUGUGACACCUUGGAUCGUUGACGGAUUGGGGAAAAUGCCUCGUCAAAGUUUGUCAUCGUUAAGAAUUCAAACUUUGCAAUUAAUAUAUUUAAGCUUUUGCUAAAUUAAUUUGGAAUGAAUGAAGAAUGCAUAUCGUUUGGGAAAUAUUUUUGAUUUUUCAAGCAUAUUUCAUCUGCACAUCAGCACAGCUAAUUUCACCAAAGAUUCAUGACGGUUGGUGGGCGUACAAAGAUGCUGUCCAAGGGAGCUUUGUUCCAGUACCAUCCUUCUGGGGGCUAGUGAAUUCCGCCUGGAACCUGUGUGCCAUGGGAAAGAGGCAGUCGCCGGUCAACGUCGAGACUAGUCACAUGAUCUUUGACCCCUUCCUCACCCCUCUACGUCUCAACACAGGCGGACGCAGCAAGAUGGGAGGCACCAUGUACAACACAGGGCGCCACGUGUCGCUGCGGCCAGACAAGGCUCACCUGGUGAACAUCUCCGGUGGGCCUCUGGAUUACAGUCACCGGCUGGAGGAGAUCCGCCUGCACUUCGGUAGCGAGGACGGCCAGGGCUCGGAGCACCUGCUCAAUGGACAGUCCUUCCCCGCAGAGGUGCAACUUAUACACUACAACCAGGAACUCUAUGCCAACUACAGUGAGGCAGCCAAGAGCCCCAAUGGCGUAGCUAUUGUGUCCAUAUUUAUAAAGAUAUCCGAGUCUCCAAAUGUAUUCCUGAAUCGCAUGCUGAACAGAGACACCAUCACGAGAAUAACAUACAAACAUGACGCAUUCUUACUCAUGGGGCUCAACAUAGCAGAUCUAUAUCCAGACACUACACGUUUUAUAACAUACGAGGGCUCCAUGACUAUCCCGCCCUGCUUCGAGACAGCCACCUGGAUCCUCAUGAACAAACCUGUGUACGUCACGCAGAUGCAGAUGCAUUCUCUGCGACUGCUAAGUCAGAAUGAGCCGUAUAAGAUAUUCCUCAGUAUGAGUGACAACACGCGGCCCGCCCAGCCUCUCCUGCAGCGCUGUAUCCGCACCAACAUCAACUUCAGCAAGCAGGGCAGGGACUGCCCCAACAACCGUGCCCUGAGGCCCCAGUAUCGAGUAAACCAGUGGCUUCUGAAGUAGGAAAAAUAUGAACAUGCUGUACAACACAACAGGAUGAAAACUAAAUAUUGGAUCCUGAUUCUCAAGACUUUAUUUGAAUGUGGAAAUACUACAUUAUCAGAAGAGAGGCUGUUUUUUUAAUAUGUUGGAGAUUGCAAAGUAAGACAAGGAAAGAUUGAAACUUUUAAGGCUGCACAAAUGUAAUUCUUUUAUAGAGCUUAUGGAAAUGGGCUGUAUGGAAAUUCAGCAGGCUCCGCCAUUUACUGACCUCUGCAGUGGAGAUAACGAGGACCUCUUUUAUGACAUCAUCACCAACAUCAGAUUCACUUGAGCACCCAAAGAUCCCAAAGGACCAACACUUCUUGAAAUGAGCUAACUGUAAUCACAGAUACAACCAUAACGUGUUUUGAUACCAACAGCAUUCCAUCAGAUCUAACAACAAGCUAAGAAUCUGAAUAUGAUAAGAGGGUGCUUCUGGUGAUGAAAGCUUCUACAUAACCAUGUCACAAGCAAAAGGUGUACUGAAUAAAUGUCACAAAUGCAGAAACAUUUCCUGACCAUGUGACCUAACCAGGAAAAACUCUGGACCCCAGAAAACACCAAGGCAUGAGAUGUUCCUGUUCAGGCCACAUAGUCAGGAAACACUCCUAGCCAUAGACUUGGUAGAUCCAGUAUUUUAUACUGUAUUUAUUCAACUUUUCUAGCCAUUUUGGGCCAUUUGCCUUUUCUCUGUUUAAUUGUUUACAAUUUCAUUCACUCUGUUUAUUUAAAUGAUAGCAGCCCAAUUAACAUGUUUCAGAGAAUUAUCUAAGAUAAAAUAACACUUUACAUAAGGCCUAUAUAGUAUAUGCUGUUUAAGAAUUGUAUAUUGUCUAGCACUGAAUAGAGCAUGGGACGUGA